GGUCUGUUUAAACCGGUGGAUGCUUAACUGCGGGGGAGACACUAAAUUGCCACAUAGGAUGAGGAAAUGGGGAGGAGACAAACUGGACAGAGGAUGUCAGGUUUUUCUUUACUUCCUGCCUAUCACAGCAUAUCCCAAAAGGGAAAACCGCCCAUUAAAGAUGCUUAUUAUUUCCCAGUUGACCUGCUUUCUUUUGAUGUCACUGUUCUUCUAACGAUCUUCACUCUUUUACUUGUUUUGGGAUUGCGUAGAAAACAAAGAAUAUCUCUGCCAGGACCAUGGGCAUUACCUAUUUUUGGAAACUUUUUUCAAAUUGGAGACCAAGCACAUAUAUCCCUUACAGAAAUGAGGAAAACAUAUGGAGAUGUGUUCCUGAUUAAAUUAGGCAUGAUGCCAGUGGUGGUAGUCAGUGGUUUUCAGACAGUGAAACAAGUUCUUGGUAAACAAGGAGAGCAGUUUGCUGACAGACCCAACAUGCAUUCCUUUUCACUAUUGGCUGAUGGAAAAAGUAUGACAUUUUCCGAAAAGUAUGGAGAAACCUGGAAAAUUCAUAAGAAGAUUAUGAGAAAUGCUUUAAGGACCUUGUCCAAAUCAGAAGCAAAUUCUUUGAAUUUCUCCUGUCGACUUGAAGAAUAUGUUUGUGCUGAAGCUUCAGACUUAGUUAAAACAAUACAACUAUCUAAAGAUCAUGGUGGCUUCGACCCAUCCCCUUUAAUAGUUUUGACAGUUGCAAAUGUGGUAUGCGCUCUGUGCUUUGGUAAAAGGUAUAGCCAUAAUGACCAAGAGUUUCUCCGCAUUAUUGAGUUUGAUAAUGAUAUCCGAAAAAUUUCAGGGGCAGGACUUCUGGCUGAUUUUAUUCCAGUUUUCAAAUAUUUUCCAUCAUCAGGUUUGAAAGAGCUGAAAAAAUUUCUUCGGUCAUUUAAUGAUUUUAUUGCUAAAUCCGUACAAGACCAUUUUGGAUCCCAUGAUGAGAACAACAUCAGAGAUAUAACAGAUGCCCUCAUAAAAUUGUGCAAUAGCAGAAAUAACAUUGAUAAAAAUUACAAACUGAGCAAUGAGCAGAUUAUUUCUACAGUGAAUGACAUCUUUGGUGCAGGCUUUGAUACUAUCUCUUCUGCUUUACUAUGGUGUAUGGUGUACUUGUUGAAGUAUCCAGAAAUGCAAGAAAAAAUUCAGAAGGAAAUUGAUGAGGUCAUUGGAACUAGCAGAUCGCCCAGAUUUGAAGAUAGGAAAGAUUUUCAUUACACUGAGGCAUUUAUCAAUGAAGUUCUUAGACAUGCAUCUUUUGUACCAUUCACAAUUCCACACUGUACUACUUUGGACACCAGUCUGAACGGCUAUUUCCUCCCAAAAGACACCUGUGUAUUUAUAAACAUGUAUCAAGUAAAUCAUGACCCGGCAGUGUGGAGUGAUGCCGACCUGUUCAUCCCAGAAAGGUUUCUUGAUGAAUAUGAGCAUAUUGAUAAAAGCGUGAUCGAAAAGGUGUUUAUUUUUGGCAUGGGAGUCAGGAAAUGUAUAGGAGAAGAUGUUGCUCGAAAUGAAAUGUUUAUUUUUCUCACAUCUAUAUUGCAGCAUCUUAAAUUGGUCAAGGACCCUAAAAAUGAUGUGGAUCUAACACCAGUCUUUGGACUGACUAUGAAACCAAAACCUUAUAAGUUAAAAAUUGAAACUAGACUAUAGUUGUUAUGGAGUUAACCCCUUAAGGACCAGGGGGUUUUCCGUUUUUGCACUUACUUUUAAAAAAGCAUAACCCUUUCAAUUUUGAACCUAAAAAUCCAUAUCAUGGCCUAUUUUUGGCGAAAUGGAAAAAAAAACAUUGUGAGACAAAAUAAAAAAAUGCCAUUUUGUAAAUUUUGGGGGCUUCUGUUUCUACGCAGUAAAUUUUACAGUAAAAAUGACUUAUCUUAUCUUUAGUCUGUAGGUCCAUACAAUUAAAAUGAUACCCUACUUAUAUAGGUUUGAUUUUGUCGUACUUCUGAAAAAAUCAUAACUACAUGCAGGAAAAUUUAUACGUUUAAAAUUGUCAUCUUCUGACCCCUAUAACUUUUUUUAUUUUACUGCGUAUGGGGUAUGAUCAAUUUUUAUUCAUUUUUUCAUGAUAUAAAAAGUGAUCAAAAAUGCACAAUUUUGGACUUUGGAAUUUUUUUGCGCGUAUGCCAUUGACCGUGCGGUUUAAUUAACGAUAUAUUUUUAUAAUUCGGACAUUUCCGCACGUGGCGAUACCACAUAUGUUUAUUUUUAUUUACACAGUUUUUUUUUUUUAAAUGGGAAAAGGGGGGUGAUUCAAACUUUUAUUAUGGGAGGUGUUAAAUGAUCUUUAUUCACUUUUUUUUUCACUUUUUUUUUGCAAUGUUAUAGCUCCCAUAGGGAGCUAUAACACUGCACACACUGAUCUUUUACAUUGAUCACUGGUUUCUCAUAGGAAACCAGUGAUCGAUGAUUCUGCCGCUAGACUGCUCAUGCCUGGAUCUCAGGCACUGAGCAGUCAUUUGGCGAUCGGACACCAGGAGGCAAGGUAGGAGACCCUCCUCGUGUCUAACAGCUGUUCAGGAUGCCGUGAUUUCGCCGCGGCGAUCCUGAACAGCUUCCUGAGCUAACCAGCAUGGUUUCACUUUCACUUUAGACGCGGUGAUAAACUUUGAACGCCGCGUCUAAAGGGUUAAUAGCAGAGAAGAGGGAGAACAGCAUUGGGCCCCAGCUGUUUAGUGCAGGUGAUCACCCGGAUAACCAGUCCAGUGUAUCGACAUCCACAUAGAAAUUGGUCACAGCACAGAGGCAGCAGACUCCAAUGUAAAGCAAGCUGUUGUCUUUUUGUUACCAGCAGUGCAACGUUUCGGCUAUAUGUUAGCCUUUGUCAAGCAUAAAUAACAAGUGAACAUAGUGCAAAUAGAGGUGCAAGUGUUUAAUCAUUAGAGAAACACAUCCCCAAUGUAUUCCCAUUGGUCCACCAAAACAUGUGUAUAUGUAGUCAUAGUAACCACAGUGAUUUAUAUAUAAAACAUUAAAAUAUGUAUUCCGAUAUAAAGUGCUAUACAUCCUAUAGAUGUUCAGUGCUAUACAUAUAACAUGAGACAUAUAGAUCGCUGACCUGUACCCUUGAUGUUCAUAACAGAAAUUCAUCGGCAUUGCAAGCUUCUGUUUGUAAACAAUCACACAGCGCUUGCAUGUGUGUGAUGUCACUCGCUGUCUUCUUCUGAUAGGUGAAAUCAUGCCAAUUCCCUUACUAGCCUACGGCUGUGCAAUGCGCAGAAAGAAGGGAAGAGAGAAAAAGGAAGAGAGCGCGCUAUUAGCCACGGGUCCUGGCCGUUGUUAGAGGCCAGGCCCGACCCGCUAUGACGCGUGGCCCCGCGUUAUAGAAAGGGAAACGACUCAGGACGUACUGGUACGUCCUUGGUCCUUAACAGGUUAAAAAUACACAUGGCCAUCAAGUUCACCCAAGGGGGUGAAGAUAUAGGAGAGGGGGAAUGGUAACUUUAGUAAAAGAGUUCUAUACUUUUACAUAGGCACUUCCAAUAUUCUGUACCAUGAAUUUCUCUAAGCAGUUUUUGGAGCCUAUAUGACCACUAAUCACCCUGUGUAAUAGGGUCCGUAGACUGCUUAACAGAUUCACAUUUCUUACAAUGAAGAAGCCUUGUCACCUCUGGAUGUUCAUC
This is a messenger RNA of Hyla sarda, 3653 nucleotides long. RefSeq names its product cytochrome P450 1A1-like. Bases 67 to 1680 code for a protein of 537 amino acids. The transcript is spliced from 8 exons. Lineage: Eukaryota; Metazoa; Chordata; Amphibia; Anura; Hylidae. The record is from RefSeq and is a predicted model, not a curated record. Gene Ontology annotation, molecular function: heme binding; steroid 17-alpha-monooxygenase activity; iron ion binding. Gene Ontology annotation, biological process: hormone biosynthetic process; progesterone metabolic process.